UCUUUCUUUCCAUUCUAGGCAAUGUCCGCAAUCGUAGCAUUAGGGAUUACUAGUCUAGCAUUCAGGGGUCAGAACUGGUGCUUGUGGACUUUCACUGCAGUUGUAAAGAAAAGCACGAGAGUCGCAUGAUACCACGAAUUGACAUAAGCGAGUUAUGCCACUACGACGACUUUUAUAUAUAUACAUAACCUUCCAAGGCCUUUCUGCUGCCUCAACUUGCCCGUUCAGCAUUCUCGAAAACCCUUUCAAGAUAGACUCGAGUUCCAUUCCCCCACAGGCUCGACAGAGCCUCCUGCCUAAAGAGCAUCGAGAGGUAAGCAGGCCCCCACCCGCCACGCGCCCGAUGCAUCCCCCUAGCAGGGGUUUGUACUGUGGUAGGAUCGGCAAUCACUAGCCUGCCGUCUUGGCCUGGGGUGUUUAAUAUAACACAAACCACGUCCGCGUAAGCCGCACUAUACGGGCCACAACGAAGUGGCUAUCAAAGAUGCCCCAGUAGGUCAGUGGGAGCAGAGAGGGAAGAAAAAUAAAAAUAAAAACCAAGGAAAAAAUACAGGGAACAAAGAAAAACAAAAUCGACAAGCCUAAAGCCCUGUAAGCGCGAACGGAAGCUGCAGCUUUUAAAGUUGUUUGUAUUGGAU
Molecule: messenger RNA, 638 nt
Organism: Truncatella angustata
Lineage: Eukaryota; Fungi; Ascomycota; Sordariomycetes; Amphisphaeriales; Sporocadaceae
Exons: 1
Coding region: 155-394 (79 amino acids)
Source: RefSeq, a predicted model, not a curated record